Molecule: messenger RNA, 741 nt
Organism: Candida tropicalis MYA-3404
Lineage: Eukaryota; Fungi; Ascomycota; Pichiomycetes; Serinales; Debaryomycetaceae
Exons: 1
Coding region: 1-741 (246 amino acids)
Biological process (GO): vesicle-mediated transport
Cellular component (GO): intracellular membrane-bounded organelle
Source: RefSeq, a predicted model, not a curated record
AUGGCAUAUGUGAAUUUAGAGAAUCGUGAUGAUUGGGAUGACUCAGUAUGGAGCAAUUCAGGUCUGGCAAGAUGGGCAUUUUUCGCCAUCUUUGUAGUAUUAAUCAUCAUUGUUUUAUUAGGGACAAUAAGAGUGAAUAAAAAAAGAGCUCGGCAAGGGUUACAACCUAUGCAUGGUACAAGUUGGAUGAUGCCUCCUUCAUAUCGACAAUCACAAAAUCAAUAUCAUCAACCAGAUCAUGUCAGAGAUCCGGAUUUACCCAGUGCGUAUGUUCCGACCUAUACAGCCACGGCAAAUGAUAUGGAUUUGGGAUAUUAUGAUGCUGAUGGACAAUUCCAUGCUAAUCCUAAUGCGAAGAGUGCCAUUCCUAAACCACCACAAGUUUAUCAAACUACUGCUGAGCAAGUCAAUGAUGAAAGAGCUCCUAUUAAUGAUAAUUUACCAAAUGUUCUACAUGAAUCAGAUAACGAUAGUAUAGGAGAUAUGUUUAGACGUCCAUCAGGUCCACCACCCAGAUCAACCACAAAUGGUUCUUUGUCUAAUAACAAUACAGGUAACUCAGAUAUUGAUGGUUUCACUCGUCCGAGUGGUCCUCCUCCGACAUUAACAACUGCAACAAAUGAAACUGAAAUUGUGACUGGUUACAAUGAACCUAUUCCAUCAUCGUCAUCUUCAAAUGGAGACAUGCCUGGGAACUUUCCAGAUUCUAAAAACGCUUAUCCUGAUGAAAAGAAGAGAUGA